Molecule: messenger RNA, 3023 nt
Organism: Populus trichocarpa (black cottonwood)
Lineage: Eukaryota; Viridiplantae; Streptophyta; Magnoliopsida; Malpighiales; Salicaceae
Product: alpha-glucosidase
Exons: 5
Coding region: 195-2963 (922 amino acids)
Biological process (GO): carbohydrate metabolic process
Molecular function (GO): hydrolase activity, hydrolyzing O-glycosyl compounds; carbohydrate binding
Source: RefSeq, a predicted model, not a curated record
ACAGAAACAGAGGAUAGUGACUGGAUACCAAUCCCAACGUAACAGAUUUAGAACACUAGUUCACUUUAUGUGGCCAAGAAAGCUCCAUUUUUUUUUCAAGUUGCCCGUGGAAACUACAGAAAGGUCACCAUGGUUAUGGUCAUCUUGCUUUCUUUAGAUAUUUAAGCUUGGAACUUGAAACCAAGUAAGCACCAAUGCCUCUAACUGAUCAUAUGACCCAAAAAAUGGAGAAAGAGAGGAACAAGAACAGUUGCAGAAACACAAAAGCAACAUCUCCAUCUCAGAGCAAUCUUCAACUUCUAGUCUUGCUGUUGGUUUGUGGGGUGCUGCUGACUAGUGGAAAGGAUGUGAAAGAAGAAGUGGUUGGUUAUGGCUAUAAAAUUGGCUCUGUUAACUCUGGUUUAGCAGGCAAGUUGUUGACUGCUGAUCUUAGCCUUAUCAAGAGAUCUUCAGUCUAUGGAAAUGAUAUCCAACAUCUUAAUCUUAUUGCCGAAUUUGAAACCAAGAACCGUUUGAGAGUCAGAAUAACAGAUUCCAAAGACCAAAGAUGGGAGAUUCCGCAACACAUCGUUCCCCGGCAAAACCACUCUCCGAAGAACUACCUGCAUUACUCUCCAUUAAAUCAUCGACUCCUGCUAGAUAACAACCUCCUCUCUGACCCCAACUCAGACCUGCUUUUUACCCUGCACAACACCAUCCCUUUUGGCUUCUCUGUCACCCGAAAAUCCUCAGGUGAUGUCCUCUUCGACACGUCCACGGAUAUGUCCAAUCCCGACACUUUCUUGGUCUUUAAGGAUCAGUAUAUCCAGCUAUCUUCCAGGCUUCCUAUAAAGAGAUCUUCUUUAUAUGGUCUCGGAGAGCACACAAAGAGCACUUUCAAGUUGAAGCCUGAUGACACAUUCACCUUGUGGAAUGCUGACCUCGCAAGUGCUAAUAUUGAUGUUAACCUCUAUGGUUCCCACCCAUUUUACAUUGAUGUAAGAUCAGCAUCGGCUGAUGGCAAAGUACAGGCAGGGACUACUCAUGGUGUCCUGCUGUUUAAUAGCAAUGGCAUGGACAUAGUUUAUGGAGGAGAUAGGAUAACUUAUAAGGUUAUUGGAGGCAUUAUUGAUUUGUAUUUUUUCGCUGGGCCAUCGCCAGAUAUGGUGAUAGAGCAGUAUACAGAGCUUAUUGGUCGGCCGGCCCCAAUGCCAUAUUGGUCAUUCGGAUUUCAUCAGUGCCGAUACGGUUACAAGAACAUUUCUGAUGUUGAAGGUGUGGUUGCUGGCUAUGCAAAAGCUCGGAUCCCUCUUGAAGUUAUGUGGACAGAUAUUGAUUACAUGGAUGCAUACAAGGACUUCACAUUUCAUCCUGUUAACUUUCCCCUGGAAAAAAUGAAGAAAUUUGUCAAUACCCUUCACCAAAAUGGUCAGAAAUAUGUGGUCAUCUUGGAUCCUGGUAUCAGUGUGAACUCAACGUAUGAAACCUACAUCAGAGGAAUGCAGGCUGAUAUUUUCAUUAAACGCAAUGGGAUUCCGUACAUGGGUGAAGUGUGGCCUGGAAAGGUCUAUUUCCCGGAUUUCAUAAAUCCUGCUGGCCGAGAGUUUUGGGGUAAUGAGAUAAAAAUAUUUCGAGAGCUUCUCCCUGUAGACGGUCUCUGGAUUGACAUGAACGAGAUAUCGAAUUUCAUAGAUCCAACACCCACCCCAUUUUCUACCGUUGAUGAUCCACCCUACAGGAUUAACAAUGCUGGUAUUCGACGGCCUAUUAAUAAUAAAACUGUUCCAGCAACAUCUCUACACUUUGAUGUCAUGAAAGAGUACAACGUUCAUAACCUCUAUGGCCUUUUGGAAUCGAAAGCCACCAAUGUUGGUCUGAUCAAUUCAACUGGUAAAAGGCCAUUCGUACUUUCUCGAUCAACUUUCAUUGGCUCUGGGAGGUAUACAGCACAUUGGACUGGAGAUAAUGCUGCCACAUGGGAUGACUUGGCCUAUACUAUUCCAUCAAUUCUGAAUUUCGGACUGUUUGGGAUUCCUAUGGUUGGUGCUGACAUAUGUGGUUUUUCAGGAAACACAAAUGAAGAGCUUUGUCGGCGUUGGAUUCAGCUAGGUUCCUUUUACCCCUUUGCGAGAGAUCAUUCAUCGAUAGACACAACACGGCAGGAGCUUUAUCUCUGGGAUUCUGUUGCAGCAUCAGCUAGGAAGGUGCUUGGCCUUCGAUAUCAGCUGCUUCCAUAUUUCUACACACUAAUGUAUGAGGCUCACAUUAAAGGAACCCCAAUAGCACGACCUCUUUUCUUUUCAUUCCCUCAAGACAUCAAAACUUAUGAAGUCAACUCACAAUUUCUGAUCGGUAAAGGUGUAAUGGUAUCACCAGUAUUGAAGUCCGGAGCUACCUCAGUCGAUGCAUACUUUCCCGCGGGAAACUGGUUUGAUCUUUUUAACUACUCUAAUACGGUUUCUGUAAGUCCAGGAAAGUACAUCAAACUUGCUGCACCUGCAGAUCAUAUAAACGUGCAUGUUCAUGAAGGAAAUAUUCUGGCCUUGCAAGGAGAAGCCAUGACAACGGAAGAAGCUCGAAAAACAGCAUUUCAUCUAUUAGUGGUUCUUAGCAGCAGUGGAAACAGCACAGGGGAAUUAUUCUUAGAUGAUGGGGAGAGUGUGGAGAUGGGAGGGGAGAGAAAGAGUUGGAGUUUAGUGAAAUUUCAUAGUGAGAUUGUAGGAGAUAUGGCAAUGGUUAGAUCAAACAUCAUAAAUGGAGAAUUUGCUUUCAGUCAAAAGUGGAUGGUGAGCAAAGUAACAUUCAUAGGAUUGAAAAAGACUAAUGGGAUCAAGUGGUAUGAGUUGCAGACUUCCAAGGAAACAAGGAGUGGAAAUAGAAGGAUUAGGGCAAGCCUUAAUAACAAUGGAGAUUUUGAUGUCUUGGUGAUGUCAGGACUUUCUUUGUUCCUUGGAGAGGAGUUCAAGUUGAAUGUGAAAUUGUAAUGAUGGACAACCAUUGUCUAGCAAGUUAUUAAUAAGAAUAAAUCAACAAGGAUUGCAGCA